AUCCGUCCAUUGGGGACCUGGCUGGCAAUCCAGGCUGGAAUUCAAAAGAUCAGAAUUGGAAACGCCUUAAAAGUUACCAAUUUUACUUGUGAGGAAACGGAGGCAGAGUCAUUUUCCAGGGUCACAGAGCUGUAUGAGUGUCUUGUGCAGUUAAACUACUAACAAGUCCCUAGGAGCAUUCUCUUACAAGAUGAUAGAGGACGAACUGGCACUAUUUGAUAAAAGCAUAAAUGAAUUUUGGAAUAAAUUCAAAAGCACUCUCAGUGACACGUCCUGUCAAAUGAUGGGACUAAGAGAUACCUACAAAGACUCCAUCAAAGCACUUACAGAAAAGCUGUCUGUGAAAUUAAAGGAAGAGGAACGAAUGGUUGAGAUGUUUCUGGAAUAUCAAAAUCAGAUCUGUAGGCGGAAUAAGCUCAUUCAAGAAAAAAAAGACAACUUGUUAAGAUUGAUUGCUGAAAUAAAAGACAAAAAUGAGAAACUAGAAGUACUGACUGCAAAUAUUCAGGAUCUUAAGGAAGAAUAUGCUAGGAAGAAGGAAACUAUUUCUGCUGCUAACAAAGCUAAUGAAGAGAAGUUGAAAAGGCUACAGAAAUCUGCAGACUUGUAUAAAGAUCGACUUGGACUAGAAAUUAGAAAAAUUUAUGGUGAUAAGUUGCAGUUUAUAUUUACCAAUAUUGACCCUAAGCAUCCUGAGAACCCUUUUAUGUUUUCCCUCCACCUAAAUGAAGCAAGGGAAUAUGAGGUGUCAGAUAGUGCUCCUCAUCUUGAGUGCCUGGCAGAAUUUCAAGAGAAAGUAAGGAAGACCAACAAUUUCUCGGCUUUUCUUGCCAAUGUCCGGAAAGCUUUUACUGCUAUGGUUUAUAAUUAAUAUAUGAAUAGUAUAUGAACACUUUAUUUUUCUUCCCUAUUGUGUAUCUCUUUUAAAAGAAUUCUCAUUAUCCACUGUUUGCCUGUAAUUCUUUUGUAUUUUUGUAACAUUUCUGUGUGGUUUAUUUCUUUAAAUUAUUUUAACUAAAAUCUUAAAUAAAAUUUAUAAAGUCAAA
This is a messenger RNA of Felis catus (domestic cat), 1046 nucleotides long. It is a transcript of the gene SPC25, whose product is annotated as SPC25 component of NDC80 kinetochore complex. NCBI's taxonomy places the organism in Eukaryota, Metazoa, Chordata, Mammalia, Carnivora, Felidae. The transcript has 7 exons. Bases 191 to 871 code for a protein of 226 amino acids. Gene Ontology annotation, cellular component: Ndc80 complex. The record is from RefSeq and is a predicted model, not a curated record. Gene Ontology annotation, biological process: chromosome segregation.